AACACAUUUUGAAAAUCGAAAGUGAAAACUGGUAUAAGUUGUCAGCGACUAAUGACUGGAGACACCAGGAACCACACUGUUGAUCCGGCGGACACCCGUUUGAAAAAGGCACGAGGCGCUUCUGGACAAGGCAGCGCCCGCCGGGCCUGGGGGUUCCGCCGGCGAGGUUUCCGGGAACCCGGGCGCGGCGUCUGGCGGGCCGAGGCGGGGAAUCAUGGCAGCUGAUGAAAAUAACAAAAAACAAGUUCUUAAGGAGCAUGAGCAAGCUGAAGAAUUUAUGAAAGAUGAACAACACCAGAAAUUAAUUAGCGAAAUUGAAAAGGAAAAUAUUCAGUUAAAGGAGGAGCUCCAAAAGCUUGAAGCUGAGUUACAAGAGUCUACCAGAAGCUCCCAGAUUAACGAGGAUAUUCCUGAAACAAAGAUAAAGUUCACAUCUGUAGAGAAUCCUGAGAGUGACAGCCAGUUUUCAAAUGUCUCCUAUUCGUGUCAAGUGAGCUCAAAAGUCCCUUAUGAACUGCAAAAAGGACAAGCACUUAUCACCUUUGAAAAAGAAGAAGUUGCCCAAAAUGUGGUCAGAAUGGGGUUCCAUCAUGUGCAGAUACAGGAUGUAAAUGUGAAGGUUAUGGCUAAGCCGGUUGCAUUAAACUCAGGCGUCAGAUUCCAGGUUCACGUACACGUGUCUAAAAUGAAGAUCAACGUUACUGACAUUCCUGAUCAACUGCCUGAAAGCCAGAUGAGGGACAAGCUAGAACUGAGUUUCUGUAAGUCCCGCCACGGAGGCGGAGAAGUGGAGUGCGUGGAGUACAGCAGGCAGGCCCGGAGCGCCGUCGUCACCUUUGUGGAGAGCGGAGUUGCUGACAAGAUUUUGAAAAUGAAAGACUAUCCUCUUUAUAUAAAUCAAAACUGCCAUAGAGUUACUGUUUCUCCAUACACAGAAACACACUUGAAAAAGUUUCAGGUAUUUUCAGGAGUAACUAAGAAGACAGUGCUUCUGACUGGACUGGCAGACCUUCAGAUAAUAGAUGAAGAAACUGUAGAGGAUUUCAUUAAUAUUCACUUUCAGCGGGAGAAGAAUGGAGGUGGAGAAGUCGAGGUGGUCAAGUGUUCCCUCGGGCAACCUCACAUUGUAUACUUUGAAGAAUAGACUCGUAGAAUCAUAUGACAAUUACAGCUUCUGAACCCAAAUCACUGUCAGUGCUUGACAAAAAUGAAUAUCCUUUUCCUUAAAAAAAUGAAAAAUUUAAUUCUUUAGUGUUUAUUCUCAGAUGCAAAAUACAUUUCUAUGCUUUUGAAUUCUUUGUUUCCAACUCUGCUGCAUGCUUACAAAUGCAAUAAGUGUAUUAAAACAGUUUUGUUUAUAAA
Molecule: messenger RNA, 1362 nt
Organism: Hippopotamus amphibius kiboko
Lineage: Eukaryota; Metazoa; Chordata; Mammalia; Artiodactyla; Hippopotamidae
Gene: NMI
Product: N-myc and STAT interactor
Exons: 9
Coding region: 215-1144 (309 amino acids)
Cellular component (GO): cytoplasm
Molecular function (GO): nucleic acid binding
Source: RefSeq, a predicted model, not a curated record